This is a messenger RNA of Schistocerca cancellata (South American locust), 906 nucleotides long. RefSeq lists its product as uncharacterized. The record is from RefSeq and is a predicted model, not a curated record. Lineage: Eukaryota; Metazoa; Arthropoda; Insecta; Orthoptera; Acrididae. Bases 1 to 906 code for a protein of 301 amino acids. The transcript has 6 exons.
AUGGAUUCAGCUUUAGUCGACAUACCUGACGCGCGCAUUGUACGCAGGAGCGCGCUGUUGGCAGCAGCGGGGAGGUUGGCAGCAGUGAGACACUUGCAGAGCGGAGGCAGUAGUCGAGCGACCACAGGAGCGGCGGGAGCGUCUGCAGCGUGUGCGAUGUCGGAUUCACUGGGAAGGGGUAGCGGCGCCGGCAGCUCCGACGGAGAAAGAGCGCCCAAGCGACAGAAAGUUCGUGAAGCGACACCGGAGCCGAGCUCUUCCACAGAACCGGGGCCGAGCACUUCCACAGCACGACAGUCAGCAGCGACUCGUCGCGAGGCCUCACCGCAGCCGGGGCCUUCCAGAGAGCAGCAAGAGCCGGACUCGCAGAGUCCGGAACCUGAAGAGCUAGCCAAGGCGCAGAAAGCGCCGCAGAACGGAAAAGCAGCAAAGGGCAAGCAGAAAAGACGGAAGAAGCCUCCGAAAGCGGCGGCGCCAAAACCAGGGAGCAAGCGGGCUCGGCGCUUGAAAAAACUCGAGCGCCAACGGAAGCGCGAGAAGGAGAGGAGGCACUGCGACAGGCUCGUUAGAUACUGGGAUGGCAUCAUCAGUUACUACAGGGGUCUCCCACCCCAGCCACAACCAGGUCCACAAGCCAACUUGCCUUUACCUGGAGCCCAAGAUCAACUCGAUGCAGCACAAAUAGCAGCUCAACAGGUAGCGGCCAACGCGGCUGCAGAAGCAGAGCCAGCAGCCCCCCAAGUACCAGAUGUGCAGAUCAUCGAGCCAGAUGCUGGAGAGCAAGUGGUCCCAGACUUUGGACCUGCACAUGCAGCCAUGGGUGCACCAGGAGAGCAAGGUGAGCCACAAGCCAUGGGAGGUGGUGCUGGAGACGCGGGCGAGGCUGCAGCUGAGCCGCAGAUGUAA